Messenger RNA from Saprolegnia diclina VS20, 468 nucleotides. RefSeq lists its product as hypothetical. NCBI's taxonomy places the organism in Eukaryota, Oomycota, Saprolegniomycetes, Saprolegniales, Saprolegniaceae. The transcript has 3 exons. Bases 1 to 468 code for a protein of 155 amino acids. The record is from RefSeq and is a predicted model, not a curated record.
AUGGCGCUUGUCGAGGCCUGGAAGGUGGACCAAAUCGACGCACUCCUCACGUACCGGCGUCUCCACGGCAAUCUCGAGAUACCCAUCGGCUUUUUUGUGCCAUCAACUGCCGAAUGGCCGAGUGCGAUGCACGACGUGCAGCCCACACGCGUACUUCCGGUGCUGCGUAAGCACGUCUACGAGCCUCCCGAGGACUACGCCGAUGGUUGUCUCGCCGACGAGCACCCGGUGCACCCGCCAUUAUCGUUUGAUGUGCCGGCGGAGCCGCCGUGGCCGCAAGAUCUCUGGGGCGUCGACUUGCUCCAGCUCAGCGACAAGCGCGAUGCGUGGCUUGCAGAGAUGGCGAUCCAGUAUAGCGCGUCGCUGGCACUGCUCCAGGUGCCGUCGAUCGAGCCGCCCGCAGUGACUUUCAACAAAGUCUACCCGGUGCAACUCGUGCUGCAGUGCAUUGAGGUGAUGCGUCGUUGA